AUGGUUGCUUGUGUGGCUGUACUUUCUCUUAUGAGGACACUAGAGCUUGAGUUCUUUCAACCUCGGCCUCGUCCAAUCCUACAAGAAUUGGAACUCCUCAUCCCUUUCAACAAAGACUUGAUCCAAUCUCUCCACCAAAGCCUUAGAUUUCUGAUGGAACCCUUUGAUGAGAACAGAAUAGAUGGAACAGCACAGAGGGAAUCUUCUUGUCAUUCUUCCAAGCUUCGUCGCAUUCUGCAACAAGCAGUAGAAGAAAUUGACGGUAUCAAGGAAGGGUGGGUGAAAAUCAAGAACGAGGACAAGCUGCUGCGAGGAAGAAAGGCUGCAGAUUCUUCCCAACCUCCUGCAUCAUCAGACUCCGACAACAAAAUGGUCGGUAAAGACAAGGAGUUUGAGAUUAUAAAGGAGAUGCUAAUCCGACAUUCAUCAGCAAAUCGAGAAGUUGUCUUGAUUAAAGGCAUGGGAGGCAUUGGCAAGACAACAUUAGCUAGACAACUUUAUAGAGAUCGGGAGAUUGCAUCACACUUUGACACGCAAACAUGGUGUGUUGCAUCUCAACAUCAUAAUAAGAAACAAAUGCUCCUAGCUCUUCUUAAUUCAACGGGCUAUUCAGAAAGCUCCUAUGAGGACCUUGAGUCAAAGCUCUACCAACGUUUGAAGAAGCAAAGGUACUUGGUUGUGAUUGAUGAUGUUUGGAGUAAUUGGGCAUGGAAUGAUGUCCAAAGUUGCUUUCCUGAUGAUGGAUGUGGUAGUCGAGUAUUAAUAACUACUCAUCUUGAAGAGGUGGCUAGCUCUACUUGCUCUAACAAAGAGUCGUUUUAUCAUAAAAUGAGCUUCUUAAAUCAAAGUGAGAGUUGGGAGCUGUUUCGUAAAAAAGCAUACAAAGUUGGUGAUGAUAAAUUUGAGAUGAUUGGUAAACAAAUUGUCGAGAAAUGCGAUGGAUUACCUUUGGCAAUAGUUAUGGUUGCAGGUUUACUUUCCAAACUCAACACAGUGGAUCACUGGAAGGAUAUUGCAGAAUCUCUAAACUCAUUUGCAACAAUUAUUGAUGACGAAUGCUCAACAAUACUCUCAUUCAGUUACAAUCACUUGUCUCCCAACUUAAAAGCUUGAUUUCUAUAUUUGGGAGUUUUUUCAGAAGAUUAUGAAAUCAACACCAAUGAUCUAGCAAAGUUAUGGGCUGCUGAAGGGCUUGU
Molecule: messenger RNA, 1196 nt
Organism: Ipomoea nil (Japanese morning glory)
Lineage: Eukaryota; Viridiplantae; Streptophyta; Magnoliopsida; Solanales; Convolvulaceae
Product: disease resistance protein RPP13-like
Exons: 3
Coding region: 1-1113 (370 amino acids)
Biological process (GO): defense response to other organism
Molecular function (GO): ADP binding
Source: RefSeq, a predicted model, not a curated record